Molecule: messenger RNA, 2440 nt
Organism: Lates calcarifer (barramundi perch)
Lineage: Eukaryota; Metazoa; Chordata; Actinopteri; Centropomidae
Gene: ccdc22
Product: coiled-coil domain containing 22
Biological process (GO): positive regulation of ubiquitin-dependent protein catabolic process
Molecular function (GO): cullin family protein binding
Source: RefSeq, a predicted model, not a curated record
CGGAACAAGACACACAAAUAGAGACUUCAGCGAUGGAGGAAGUUGACAAAAUUUUGAUUCACGCCCUCAAACAAGUUGGCACGGAUGUGAGUGAAGAGAUUGACAGUGUCAAACAGUUCAGCAGUGAGCUCAUAGUGGAGGCGGUGGUCAGAUGCAUCCGGGUGAUUGAUCCCAGCCUGGGCAGUGCACUGGCCACCUCCCUUCCUCCAGGCAUGUCUGCCCGCUUCAGAGUGGGCAUGAGCCUGGCACAGGCCUGUCAGGACAUUGGUUAUAAAGGAGAGAUUGGUUACCAGACUUUUCUGUACAGCAGUGAGCCAGAGAUACGCGCCCUGCUCAUGUGCCUAGUGGAGAAGCUGCCUAGAGAGACUACCGAAGCGUCAGACCAGCCAACAGGUAAAUCAGUGGCCCUCCAGAGAGCCAUUGCUACUGCAAUCAAAGCCCAGCUGGCUGUCCCCUGGCUGCCUAUUAACUGCAGACUCCCACUCUACAGUGAAACACAAAGUCCAGGAGCAUUGCACAGCUUCCAUGUUCAGCCCCUCCGUUUACCACACUGCACUAAAGGGCCAGGAAAGAAGCAACUGAAAGAAGUAAAGGACUACCAGCAGGACGUCCUUCUUCCUGUGACCGCGCAGACUUUCCAUCAUGCAUCUGUGGUGGCAUCCAUACUGGAGCAGCAUACCGCUGAGCUGAGCGCUGCUCAGGAGUGGGACAACGAGUGGAAUAGUCAGGGACUCCUGUCUCGCCUCACUCCACAGGAGUACCGGUCAAGGAAACUGACCCGACUGCAAAAACGCAUUGUGGAACAGCUGCGUUCUAAUGCACUGCCCUCUCCUGAAAGUGCCCCCGGUGGUCCUCGCUCAACCUCUGAAUUGCGUGAGCUACUGCAGGCCUUCAGAGGCUCUGCCCCCUCUGACCACAUCCUGACCAAGGGCACCCACUUCACUCAUAUAAAGAAGUUCACCUUCACACAGGACUCUGCAACAGUAACCAGCUCCAUCCCCUCUGGGCAUCAGUCAGAGGGUGAUAUCCAGCAGGAGGAGCUUGCUUCAUUCAAGCUGCAAUUCCAGCAGCUCUGCAGUGAUGUCAACCAACUAACAGCAGACAUGAAGCACAUGAGUAUCACUAAUACACAGGUGUUGGAUGAGUUGAAGCAAAGAGUACUGGGGAACUCUGAAAAAGAGGAGAAAAUGCAGGUUAAGAAGAAAACAAUCAAUCUGUUGCCAGAUCCAGACAACAACAUGCUGAAGCUUCAGGCUUUGGUGGAGGCCAGUGUCAAGCGGGUGGUAAGCCUGGCCACUCAAUGGGAGAAACACCGUGCUCCACUUAUCAACGAGCACCGCAGACUCAAAGAAAUCUGCAGCAACCAGGACCUGGAGUCGUCCAGAAAACUGUCUGAAAUCAAGUAUCUGCAUGACAAAAUCCGUGUGUCUACAGAGGAGGCCAGAAAGAAGGAAGAAAUAUACAAACAGCUGGUCAUAGAGUUAGAAAAUCUUCCUCAGGAUGUGUCUCGGUCAGCAUAUACUCAAAGGAUUCUAGAGAUUGUCAGCAACAUCAAGAAACAGAAGGAGGAAAUUACAAAGAUACUGUCAGACACUAAGGACCUCCAGAAAGAGAUCAACAACCUGACAGGAAAGCUGGACAGAACCUUCGCUGUGACUGAUGAGCUGGUCUUCAAGGAUGCCAAAAAAGAUGAAUCUGUCCGCAAAGCAUACAAGUACCUGGCUGCUCUACAUGAAAAUUGUAAUCAGUUGAUCCAAACCAUCGAGGACACGGGUACAAUUUUGAGAGAGAUUCGAGAUCUAGAGGAGCAGAUUGAGACAGAAAACGGGAACAAAACUGUGGCUAACCUGGAGAGGAUUCUGGAUGACUACAAGGCUAUUCGACAGGAGAACUCUGUACUCGCUGCCAAAGUCAGAGAAGGCUGAAGGUAGUCCUGGUUUGCUCUGGUCUGCCUGCUGAGGCUGAAGUUGUAGUAAAAAACUGGAGCCAUAAAUGUACCUGGAUUGGACUUAAAGAGUACUUCAGGUUUCACACUUAAGAGACUGCUGUUCAUGAACAUUGCCCUCUGUUGCCAUUGGAGAACUGCUUUUCUUUAGAAGGGCAAGGUGAUGUGAACCAUGGAAAGUUUUCUGGUAAUUUUAAGCACAACUUGUAUGGAUGGAUGUUUUUCAUUUCAAACUGAUAUCUGUGGCUUGACACGCUGGUGUUAUCCGACCUCUUAAUGUUUUCAUAAUAUCUCUUUAUUAAAUGUUUUUUAAGACAUGAAUGGUUAAAUUAGACAGACAUUGGCAGUUCCUUUGUUGUCAUGAUUAUAUUUGAACUGAAUAUGUUGUGUGUAUGGCAUUUGAAUGUAGUCCAAUAUAAUGUUGUCCAGCCCCAUCAGCAUUGUCAGUAUUAUAUAUAUGGUACCAGUGUAAAUAAAGAUGCCUUACAAACCUGA